Kluyveromyces lactis is the source of this 1530-nucleotide messenger RNA. RefSeq names its product Stb3p (gene STB3). Gene Ontology annotation, cellular component: nucleus. The transcript has a single exon. The coding region runs from base 1 to 1530 and encodes 509 amino acids. Gene Ontology annotation, molecular function: sequence-specific DNA binding. Gene Ontology annotation, biological process: positive regulation of transcription from RNA polymerase II promoter by glucose. The record is from RefSeq and is a predicted model, not a curated record. Lineage: Eukaryota; Fungi; Ascomycota; Saccharomycetes; Saccharomycetales; Saccharomycetaceae.
AUGACAGAGCCUCAGGAACUCAAACAUACUGCUAAUAGUGAGUAUGGUACCGGAAUACCUGUUGUUGCCGAGCAAAAGGAUGCUCAAACCGUUUCAAAGCAUAUUGGUAAAGUUAGCUCACCUGUGAUGAAAAAUGAAGGUUCUACCAUGGGUCAACGUCAAAUAUCCAAAUCUGAUGUUGAUCAAUCCAUUAGUCGUGUAGUAAGUCCCACCAGUGGAGUAUCACCUACAAGACAAGUUCCGACGGACUAUCAAUCGAACGCUAAAAAGAUGACGUUCGCUCACAAACCAAUUAGUACUACCUCCCCUGAAGCUCAACAAGCAGCCCAGCAGGUAACACCCGAAAAGCUUUCACAAUUACUUUUGGAGAAAGGUCCCUUGGCAAUUAGGUUCAUUACUAAGGCAUUAUCCAAAGAAAUUCCGAAAUUUGCUGACCUUUCCGCUUCUAAACAGAGACGUUUAAUUACUAGUGCGUUGGAAACUGGUGAUGAGAUUAAUAGCGUAGUUUUUGCCAAAAUCGGUUGGGGUCAAUGGUCAGCAGCAAAAGUAGAAGAUCCAGCAGACUUCGUCAAGCAACGUGAAUUGACGAACAUUGCAAACUCAAAGAUAAAGGACCAGAUGGCAUCAGAAAGAAGGAGGAGCAGUGGUGCAGGGGUUAUGGCACCAACGGCAAUGUCUCCAGUAUAUGGAAAAUAUCUUGUAGAUACAGGUAACAGCAGAAGUGCGAGUAAAAAUACCAUUGGUAAUGCUGACUCUACAGCAGGUGCAGUUGGCACGGCGGCAACAGCUCAAUUACCCCUAAAAGUUGCGAAAGCCGGUUCGGCUGCUACAUCCACUUUCCUCGAUGAAAACGUAAUAGUUUCCGAUGACGAUGAAGAAGAUGAUAACAGAUACUACGAUGAUGAUGAUGAUGAUGAGUUUAACUCCUAUAGACUAAAUCAAGAUGGAUUUAGACGACGCCAGUCAAGCGUAAUAAGCGAUAACAAUUCCCCUCCAAACGAAUUGGAAAUGGCAGUUAGAACAAAAUUAAAGAACGGAUCCAGAAGUGGUUCAAGAAGUAUUCAACGUCAACGACACUCUCAAACUUCCUCCAAUAAGAAAAGGUCUUCGUCUGUGACAAAGCCGUAUAGAUCUUCUUUCGCGUCUCUAACGCAUUCUAACGGUAGCGAAACCCUUUUAUCUGAUCCUUCACUUAGACGGAUCUCAACCCAUUCUGAUCACCGUAACAAGAGCAUGGUACACUUGAGUGGCUCUGAAACUGAAAACGAAUUCAUCAGUCACAUUACUUCUUCCAGAAGAGAGUCUCGUCUCUCAUUUACAAACGAAUCAUCGAUUAGAUCUACCUUGGCGUCUCAUCUCCACAAGCAAAACCACUCACAAGAACAAGAAAACGAUAUACAUUCUGAUACAGACGAAGAAGAUUGGCAAGCAAUUGGAGCGGAAACUCUCCGUGAACACGGUUCUUCUCCAACGUCUGCUAGUCCUCGUGAUCAAGAUGCUGCCAUCGCACUAAUGUCCUUAAAAUCGUAA